This is a messenger RNA of Spodoptera exigua (beet armyworm), 698 nucleotides long. Lineage: Eukaryota; Metazoa; Arthropoda; Insecta; Lepidoptera; Noctuidae. The record is from the annotation of a GenBank genome assembly.
GGCAAUAUAAACCGAGUAAGGCCAUGAUCAUUGCCAGUUGAGUUCUGUGCGUGAGAUCACACGCUACAUUAUUUUAGUUAUCAUAUUUUUUUAAAUAUUUUUUUUAGUUCUUUUUUUAAAUCGCCAUAACAAUGGCGUCUGCCGUGAUUAAGUUAAGUGCCAUAUUGUUGUUAGUUUCCGUGUGCGCCGCUGAUGUCUCACAUCUGGUGGGCUCGCCUCAAUCUCAGCCAGUAACAGAGGUGUGUCUGGGCUGCAUCUGCCAGGCUGUGUCAGGUUGCAAGCAGGGGAUCCAGUGCGAUGGAGACCAUUGCGGCCUCUUCCACAUCACUUGGGCCUAUUGGGCUGAUGCUGGGAAACCUACUGUUAAUGGACAGUCGCCUGAUGCACCUGAUGCCUACCCGAACUGCACAAAUGACCCCUACUGUGCUGCCCUCACUGUCCAAGGAUACAUGAGGAAAUUCGCUCAGGACUGCAAUGGUGAUGGCCGCGUUGACUGCUAUGACUACAUGGCCAUCCAUAAGCGUGGAGGUUAUGGCUGCGUUGGAGAUCUGCCCUUCAGCUACGUCAACGUCUUCAACCAAUGCGUAGCUGCCGUUGCCAAUGCUCAGCAGUACGGCUAAACUAAGGAACUGAGAGGGAGAAAGAGGGAGAUUGAGACUUUUGGAGGAUCUUAUAAAAGAAUAUCAACUACUAUCUUC